CCUUGACCUUUGACCCUCCGGCCGCCCUUGAGCUCGGGCUGGGGGCCUGGAAGCCAAAGCCCGUGCUCCCGAGGCAGAGCGGCCGCCAUGGCCAAGUACCUGGCCCAGAUCAUUGUGAUGGGGGUACAGGUGGUGGGCAGGGCCUUUGCCCGGGCCCUGCGCCAGGAGUUUGCAGCCAGCCGGGCCGCAGCUGAUGCCCGGGGACGUGCUGGACACCAGUCUGCAGCUGCCUCUAACCUCUCUGGCCUCAGUCUCCAGGAGGCACAGCAGAUCCUCAAUGUCUCCAAGCUGAACCCCAAGGAAAUCCAGAAGAACUACGAACACCUAUUCAAGGUGAACGAUAAAUCUGUGGGCGGCUCCUUCUACCUGCAGUCAAAGGUGGUCCGAGCGAAGGAGCGCCUUGAGGAAGAACUCCGAAUCCAGGCCCAGGAGGACAGAGAGAAAGAUCAGAGGCCCCAAACGUGACCACUUGGCUCUUCCCACCCCACUCUGCCCGCCACCUCUAAUUUAUAGUUCGGUAAUAAAUGUCUUUUCCACAUUUCUCAAGUGUGCACAU
Molecule: messenger RNA, 556 nt
Organism: Pteronotus mesoamericanus
Lineage: Eukaryota; Metazoa; Chordata; Mammalia; Chiroptera; Mormoopidae
Gene: PAM16
Product: presequence translocase associated motor 16
Exons: 5
Coding region: 88-465 (125 amino acids)
Biological process (GO): protein import into mitochondrial matrix
Cellular component (GO): TIM23 mitochondrial import inner membrane translocase complex
Source: RefSeq, a predicted model, not a curated record